Molecule: messenger RNA, 3681 nt
Organism: Musa acuminata subsp. malaccensis (wild Malaysian banana)
Lineage: Eukaryota; Viridiplantae; Streptophyta; Magnoliopsida; Zingiberales; Musaceae
Source: RefSeq, a predicted model, not a curated record
GGCUCGGCGAUAGAGGACGCAUUGAUCCCUCUUAACGUAUGUUUCAGUCUCUCGUUUGGCGCUUUGCUAUUGCAGAGGCGCCGGAGGGCUUUAUUAGGGUUUUUGAGUUGAGCUCUGUCGUCGUGGUUUCUCUUCCCCCACCGAAACCGCUGAUUCGUGGUCUGUAGUCGUCGGGGUCUAAAGCGCAAGUUCCUCGGAAUGGAGAUGGAAGAUGCUCCGAGCAAUUUCGACCCCCAAGAUCUCAGCAGCAGGGAGCAGUAUCGUCGCUACAGGAAAAGGCAAUCGACCUCAAAUAUUUCGCCACUCGUAGGACAUUCAGUGUCAAAGUUUUCUGAGGCAAGAUUGUUAUAUGAAGGAAACAAUAUUCAACGACGGCCUAACACCGCACUUCUCCUUGAAGAGAUCAAACAGGAAGUAGACAAUUUCGAUACUGAUGCUUCAUGGAAAAGACGAGCAUCAAUUGAUAGUCAUGCAGUGUCAGAAGUGAAAUUUGGUGAUUCAUUGCGCCAAGGAGUAAGCCAUGCGCUAAAAAUUGGCAAACAUGAAGAUGAGGCAUUACUAGAAGCUGGAGAGUCAACUUUUACAUUAUUUGCCUCUCUCCUAGACUCUGCACUUCAAGGGUUGAUGCCCUUUGCUGAUCUCAUUUUGCGUUUUGAGAAGGCAUGUCGGAGUGUCUCUGAGUCAAUCAGGUGUGGUAGUACUGGGAGGCACCGGGUGGUAGAGGACAGAAUCAUGCAGCAAAAGGCUCGUGUUUUGCUUGAUGAGGCAGCUUCUUGGUCACUUCUUUGGUAUCUCUUUGGAAAAGGAAAUGAAGAGCUUCCUGGAAACCUCCUUGUGACACCAACAACAUCACAUCAGGAAGCCUGCCGUUUUGUAAUGAUGGAUCAUACGGCACAACUAUGCCUUCGAAUUGUCCUUUGGCUAGAAGGUCUUGCCUCAGAAUCUCUUGAUUUAGCAAAGAAGGUGAGAGGGUCUCAUGUUGGCUCCUAUUUUCCAAGCUCUGGUGUUUGGCAUCAUACACAGAGGUAUUUAAAGAAAAUGAGUGGUGAUCCAGCGAUAGUUCAGCACAUGGAUUUUGAUGCCUCAACACGUGAAGUAGCUCAACCAAUUUUGGAUGACAAAAAGCAAGAUGAAUUAUUGCUGGAAGAUAUCUGGACUUUACUUCGAGCAGGGAGAUUGGAAGAGGCAUGCGAAUUAUGUCGUUCUGCAGGGCAGCCUUGGAGAGCUGCAAGUCUUUGCCCCUUUGGAGGGUUUGACCAUUUCCCUUCUGUUGAAGCCAUGCACAAAAAUGGUAAGAUGAGAACUUUGCAAGCCUUUGAAUUGGAAAGUGGCAUAGGUCACCAAUGGCGUCUUUGGAGGUGGGCAUCAUAUUGUGCCUCGGAGAAAAUUGCAGAACAGGAUGGUGGAAGGUAUGAGAUGGCUGUCUAUGCUUCACAGUCUAGUAACUUGAGACGUUUGCUGCCUAUCUGUACUGACUGGGAGUCAGCUUGUUGGGCAAUGGCAAAAUCCUGGCUUGAUGUCCAAGUUGACUCUAUAUUAGCUCAGUUUCAACAAGCUAGACUGGAAGGCAAACAAUUUGGCGAAGAUAUAAAUGGGUCUUCCAUGCAAGGAUUAUCUUCUACAGCAAGUUCAGAAAACUGGCCUUGUCAUGUGCUUGAUCAGCAACCACGGGAUCUUCCAGCACUUCUUCAAAAACUUCAUUCAAGUGAAGUUGUACAUGAAGCUGUCUCCAGAGCUUGUGAAGAACAGCAUCGACAAAUUGAGAUGAAUCUCAUGCUGGGAGAUAUGGCACAUCUUCUAGAGCUACUUUGGGCAUGGAUAUCACCUUCAGAAGAUAAUCAGAAUAUCCUGAGGCCUCAUGGUGAUCCUGAAAUGUUACGCUUUGGAGCACAUGUGGUUCUUGUUCUUCGGAAUUUGCUUGAUGAUGACAUGAAGGAUGCUUUCAAGGAGAAGCUUACGACUGUUGGUGAUCUCAUACUUCACAUGUAUGCAAUGUAUUUAUUUUCUAAGCAACAUGAGGAGUUGGUUGGAGUAUAUGCCUCUCAGCUUGCCCGUCACCUUUGUGUUGAUCUCUUUGUCGAAAUGAUGGAGCUCAGACUAAACAGCAGUAUGCAUGUUAAAUACAAGCUCUUCCUUUUGGGUAUGGAGUAUCUACCUUUCUCUUCAGAAGAUGACUCUAAGGCAUGUUUUGAAGACAUCCUAGAAAGGGUGCUCUUGAGAUCACGGGAAACGAAACCUAGCAAGCCUGUUGGAAAAUUGUCUGAUGUUGCGGAAGAGCAUCGUUUGCAAUCUCUUCAGAAAGCUAUGGUUAUUCAGUGGCUCUGUUUCACACCACCUUCUACUAUAAGGGAUGUUGAGGUUAUCAGUGCAAAGCUUCUUAUGAGGGCAUUGAUGCAUAGCAACACACUAUUCAGGGAGUUUGCUCUGAUAUCUAUGUGGAGAGUUCCUAAAAUGCCAAUUGGAGCUCAUAUGUUGCUCAGUUUCUUGGCGGAACCAUUAAAACAGCCUAAUUUUGAUGAAGACGACGCCAGUGAGGAUCUGCAUGAGUUUGAAGACUGGCGUGAGUAUUACGCAUGCGAUGCAACAUAUCGGAAUUGGCUCAAGUUUGAGCUUGAGAAUGCAGCUAUUGCACCUGCUGAACUUUCUUCAGAAGAAAAGGAUAGAGCUGCUGCCACAGCUUUAGAAACACUAGAUUCUUCUCUGUCACUAUUGCUGAGAGAAGGAAACCCAUGGCUGAAUGUUGCUCAUGAUAGAACAUAUGAUCCAACAGAGGAUAUGUAUAUUGAAUUGCAUGCAACUGCAAUGCUCUGUCUGCCUUCUGGUGAGUGCAUGCUCCCAGAUGCGACCUCUUGUACUACAUUGACCAGUGCACUUUACUCCUCCGUCAGUGAAGAUGACGUGUUAAAACGCCAAUUGAGGGUCAAUGUUGCGGUUUCCUCAAGUGACAACUAUCGCAUUGAAGUCGCACUUCACUGCUUGGCAGUGAAUGGUGAUGGGCUUGGACUUCAUGAAGCUAAUGAUGGAGGUCUUCUUGCUACUGUCAUAGCUGCAGGUUUUAAAGGUGAGCUUAAUCGGUUUCAACCUGGAGUUACAAUGGAAAUAUCCCGGCUUGAUGCUUGGUACUCAUCCGAGGAUGGUUCCUUCAGAAGCCCUGCUAAUUACAUAGUGAAGGGGCUUUGCCGAAGAUGUUGCCUGCCAGAGCUCAUUCUCCGAUGUAUGCAGGUGUCAGUUUCUCUUGCUGAAACACGUGAUUUAAAAGAUCACCAUAAUGAAUUAAUUGAAUUAGUUGCCUCCUCCGAGUAUGGGAUUCUGCAUUUGUUUAGUCAACACCAAUUACAGGAAUUUUUAUUGUUUGAAAGGGAAUUUUCACUAUACGGAAUGGAGGUUGAAGAAGAGUCUGUCGUUGACACCUGAUAGGUAGCCCCAUGGUCCUCGUACGUAAUGCUCGAUUUCCUUAGGCACAUUAGUAUCUUGUUGCUUUUGUAUGUCAUCUAUUACAUUUAAUUGGUUUCUUGUCUGUACAUGGGAAUCAUGGGAAUUUCCCGAAUGAUAAAUUAGAUACUUUGAUUAUGCCACAUGUGAGCUGGUAAAUUUGAGCCUGGAGAAUAUCUACUAAUAUUCUUUGCUGGAAAUGGAUUAAUCAUUACUCGUGCAUGGCACUGGAAGCUUUUUUUUGGACAA